Vitis vinifera (wine grape) is the source of this 1280-nucleotide messenger RNA. Its product is annotated as calcium-binding protein CP1. The record is from RefSeq and is a predicted model, not a curated record. NCBI's taxonomy places the organism in Eukaryota, Viridiplantae, Streptophyta, Magnoliopsida, Vitales, Vitaceae. The coding region runs from base 593 to 1174 and encodes 193 amino acids. The transcript has a single exon. Gene Ontology annotation, molecular function: calcium ion binding.
GAAUAUUUAUUAAAAUUUAUUUUAUAUAAAUUUAAUAUUCUUUCUAACUUGUUCUUACACAAAAGUUAUUUUCUUAGAAGCGCAAACUUACGUUAUUUUCAAAAGCAUGUAUGCUGGCUCUGCUAGUGGAAUCCAAUAUUCGUGGACCAAUAUGCUCCGGAGAGCAUUUGACCUUAAAAACGGGGAUGGCGUGUCUUAAAAAUGUGAAAAAAAGAUGCAAUAAAUAAUUAUAACACACAUACUUUAAUCUUUGGUUUUAUACUCAAAUUCCAUUUUAUUACUUCGUUCUUGAUUCCUUAUUUUAUAUACCCAAUUUUAUUUUUUUUAUCAUCGUCUCACAAACUAAAUUCUAUCGCUAACACCUGUUUAUUUCCAAACCGUAAGGUAGUAGGGAGGCCAUAAUUAACAAACCACCACCGCCUAUUCAAGACUGCUGGCGUCACCACAUACGUACCACCGCAUGCCACGUUUGAAUGUAGGUCACUAGGUCUGGAACCUUGCCACCCAAGUCAGGUCAUGUCGCGUCCAGUGACCCAAAUACUGGGGCGCGUGGACUCGGCACCUCCAGCUAUCUCUCGCCCUCUCUAUAUAGAUGUGCCACCUCCCUCAUUCUCGUACUUACAUUUCGUGUCUAUUGUUCUUCAAAACGCGUCGGUUCGAUCUCAUUUACGAAGCAGCUGCAAUGUGUCCCACCGGCAGUUCCCUACCUCAGGCGACUGCGGUGAGGUCUGAGUUCCGCCCGGCAUUCGACGUCCUUGACGCCGACCGCGACGGCAAGAUCAGCCGCGAAGAUCUCCGCAGCUUUUACGCGGGAUUCCCAGGCGGCGUCUCCGGAGAUGAGGAGGCGAUCGGGUCCAUGAUGUCGGUGGCGGAUUCGAAUAAGGAUGGGUUCGUGGAGUACGAUGAGUUUGAACGCGUGUUGGGCUGCCGGAGAAGUCCGAGGAACAAGGGCCACGGCGUCGCUGGGGUGAUGGAGGAUGUGUUUAAGGUUAUGGACAGGGACGGCGACGGCAAAGUAGGGCUCGAGGAUUUGAAGAGCUAUAUGAAUUGGGCCGGGUUUUCUGCAACUGAGGAAGAUAUCAAGGCCAUGAUCAAAUUGGGCGGCGGUGAUGAAGAUAGUGGUGUAUCCUAUGAUGGUCUGCUCAAGAUCCUGGCCGUUGAUUAUAUUAACUAAUUUUGCGCGUAUUUUACCUGUAAAAGUAAAAUAAAAUGUAGAAAUUUCUGCAUAUUUGCCGAACUCAUCUUUUUGUCCCAUUAACUAAAAAGGCGUUGCGAUCCAA